AUGUGGUUGCGCCUUGUUCGAUGUUUCUUGAAUGCUGGUCUUUCUUCAACUAAAGCUCCACCUAUCCGCCUAGCGAGAAGAUCAAGGUCCAUCCAGGACCUGCCCCUCCGACCCAACCUACCCUGCCUUUUUUCCAUGCGCAGCCCCGAAUCAGACUCAGACCCCUCCGAACGAGUCAGUAAACGGCGUCGCAUCUCUUCGCCCGCGCGGAAAGACUUACAUGCAACCAUGACUCCCACCGGUCCAAGGAUUGAGCUCACUCCAAUUGAGAGUACGCUGCGAGCUCUGCUUCUCGAUGUUGCCCAAUACAUCAAUGAGCAGGCGGCAGAGGGCAAAGCCAGCAAUGUACAGGAUUCUUCCAAGACUGUGCUGCGAUUUACAGGAGGCUGGGUGAGGGACAAGCUGCUUGGAAUCGGGAGCAAUGACAUCGACGUCGGCAUCAGCAACAUGACGGGAUACCAGUUCGGGAUGGCUCUCAAAGAAUACCUUGACGUCCCGGAACGUCUUGAGAAAUAUAAGCAAAGCCUUCCCAAUGGCCAAAUGCACGAUGCUAUCGUCAGCUUGCACAAAAUUGAAGCAAACCCGGAAAAGUCCAAGCACUUGGAGACCGUCACAACGAAAAUCUUUGGGCUCGACAUUGAUUUGGUCAACCUCAGGAAGGAAACAUACACAGACGACAGUCGAAAUCCCCAAAUGGAAUUCGGAACUGCCGUUGAAGACGCUUUGAGGCGCGAUGCGACUAUCAAUGCGCUCUUCUACAAUCUAAACGAGUCACAAUUGGAGGACCUUACUGAACGCGGCCUGGAUGAUAUGAAGCACCGGAUUAUUCGAUGCCCAAUGGAGCCAUAUCAAACGUUCAAAGACGACCCGCUGCGCGUUCUUCGGUUGAUCCGAUUCGCGAGUAGACUGGGAUACCAGAUUGACUCGGAAACGGAGGCAGCUAUGCAGAUUGAGGAUAUUGGCGAAGCGCUCAAGCUCAAAAUCAGCAAAGAGCGUGUGGGGACGGAGCUAGAGAAGAUGCUGCGUGGUCCUGAUCCACGCGGUGCACUGGAAUUCAUCGAUCGACUGAAACUCUAUCACACCAUUUUCGCCAACCACCAGGACGACAUCAAGGCCGAUACCUCCACAUGGCCACUUGCGUAUAACACAUUGGCACGCUUGCUCCGCCCAGAUUCUGGGAACAGUCAAGAAUCCGAGGCUACAAUCAAGCGAAUCCGUGAAAUCCUGUUCCGUGAUGAAUCAACCAUAUAUUACGCGUGGAUGGUCGCAACAUUUGCUCCUUGGUCCUCCAUCCCCACACGUCCUACGAAAGGCCCCAAAGGAAAACCCUUACCCCCAAGGACAGUUGAGGUCGGCAGAGAUAGUCUCCGCACCGACAACAAGAACUUGACUGUGCUACGUGCUGGGUCUCAAAAUUAUGAAGAAAUCAUUGAAACCAAAACGGCACUUCUUACCAAGAGCCUGCCGGGGACCCCAGCGGAAAUCCGACAGAAAAUCGGCCUGCUCAUUCGAGCAUGGAACAAGGAGUGGAAGCUCUGUAUUCUUUUGGCCAUCUUGCAAGAGACCAUGGCACAACGGGACUUCUCUGGAGUGGCUCAAGAAUAUGACCAAUUCCUGGCGUAUAUCGUAGAAAAUGACCUAGAGGAUGUGUGCGACCUCCGGCCGAUCGUAAAUGGCGAUGAAAUUAUGAAUAGCCUUGGGGCCAAGAAGGGACCCUGGAUGGGCAAAGCAGUCAAUAUGAGUCUGGAAUGGCAACUGCUUCACCCCGAGAUUAGCGACAAGGAAAAGGCGCUGGCGGAGAUCGUGGAUCGACGAGCAGAAUUGGGGUUCACAUCCAGAAUGGAGGAAUUACGCAAAGCUAGGGCGACUUUAGCCCAAACCCCUGGCAAAGUGCCCGACUCGUUGCCCUUCGCGGGCACCGCCCACUGUGGAAUCGAUCAAUUAUGGCAGGAUAUUGACUCCCAAGACCAUUCAACCCAUUCUGAUGUAAGUUUCUUCUGGCAAUUCAGUGCCAGCCUGCUAAUUAUACAGCUUUGUGAGAGUCUGCUCCUAGCGACGGGGGUGAUCAGAAAUCGCGACUUUCAAGUGCCUGACGAUACUGGCCCUCGACCAUUAAGUCCCAUCGAGACGAAAGCUAUCACCAACUUAUUUACUUGGGCAAGUCGCGCUGCUCUGCCCUCAUCUGAAUUUGCAAGUUAUUUUGAUGAAACAGCUGGUUUCUCAGAUGAUAUCAUCCAAUGUCAGAUUGAUAGCCGAUUCAGGUCAGAGCUGGCCAUGGAUUUCCUCCUAGAAUCGAGCAAGCUACUUCCCAACUUAUCCAAACCCAGCCCAGACAAUGUGGCAGACGUCCUUCUGGCAGGGGCGUGUUUCAAAGAGUCAACCCCAUGGACUACAUCAUAUAGCCAUGGGGCGGCAUCAAAGCUGCUUGAUAUCUGGACUCAAAGCAGUCGCAAAUAUGGCACGUUCUGGCCUGCUAUCGAUCUCAUCCUCAGGGAGAGAAUAAGACCUCUGUUUGCAAAACAAAAGAACCCGGCCAUCACCAGUGCGGGCCGCAAGAAUUUCCAUCCUCAGGCUCUUCCUCGCUUCGGUUCAAAUGGCUUGGAUGAGUCUGCAAAACCCUGGAAGACUACUGAUAUCUACGUUGCCUCGGUGCUGUCGUGGGUUCUCUCACAAUACAAGCCUGAGGAUAAAUCGGAUUUCGAAGCGCAUUUCCCGCUCUUCGUGCCGACGGUGUUGGCAAUGAUUGACGACAAUAAUCUUCCCUUCAAGACGGAAGGAUGUCUCGUUCUCAGCCAGCUACUGCAAGCUAUUCAAGCGAGCGAAUCGGACAUUCUUCGUCGCACUAACCUAACAUCUGUCUUCGAGGAGGCAGUCACUCCAUGUCUUCUUUCUAUUCCCACUAUCACUCCAGAGGAUAGAUCUCUUAAGCUUCUCGGGGCAGCAUAUCCAGCACUCCUUGAUACUCUGCAGACAGCCUACAAGGGUCCGUCUCAAUCCAGCCAGAAUCGGGAAGCCUACACAAACGGGCUCGCUAACAUACUGCGAUCAAAUCUCAUCUCUUCUUUCCACCACAUCAGCUCCAGCACCCCAGCUUCUGGCUCUACGGCUGCCUCAUUCCCAUUCCCUCGCCUCUCAGCCUUUCUUUUGGAGAAGAUCUCUCUAUUCAUCAGUGAGCUGGGCAUCCAUGCUACAAAAUAUCUUCAAGAGCUUAUCCCUGUUCUUUACACAACACUCUCCAAUCCCUUUGGAACUGCGUAUCCUCCAUUGCUACGUGCAGCAGCGACAGCCACACAGGUAAUCAUCCAAAAUGCCCACCCCCGUAUCUGGCGCUGGCGGGGUGAGAUUUUGAGUGGUUUGAGUUCUUGCUGGCUUCACAUUGCUGCCGAUGAUAAUAAGGAAAAUGCUCCUCAGCUGGUCAAACUCAAGGUUGAGUUGCAACAGGCGACAAAGCUACUUCAACAUGUUUUGCAAAAUCCUGUCCCUAUUUCAUCUGAUACCCCAGAGCCUGGUCAAGUACAGGCUAAGCUGACCAUGCAUGAAGAGUUGAAAGAGCUCACCGACGCCGAUGCAGAGCUCAGACUUCUCUUUGAAUGA
Penicillium olsonii is the source of this 3594-nucleotide messenger RNA. NCBI's taxonomy places the organism in Eukaryota, Fungi, Ascomycota, Eurotiomycetes, Eurotiales, Aspergillaceae. The record is from the annotation of a GenBank genome assembly.